Fusarium falciforme is the source of this 1491-nucleotide messenger RNA. RefSeq lists its product as hypothetical. Gene Ontology annotation, molecular function: oxidoreductase activity, acting on paired donors, with incorporation or reduction of molecular oxygen; iron ion binding; monooxygenase activity. The coding region runs from base 1 to 1491 and encodes 496 amino acids. The transcript is spliced from 7 exons. The record is from RefSeq and is a predicted model, not a curated record. NCBI's taxonomy places the organism in Eukaryota, Fungi, Ascomycota, Sordariomycetes, Hypocreales, Nectriaceae.
AUGUCCGCGAUCACGAAACACAUUGCCGCCGUGGUGGGAGCGCUUCUGCUGCUUGGUUACGUGCUUUUUCGAGCGGCUCGAGCAAUCUAUUGCAUUUAUUUCCAUCCGCUCAAGAACUUUCCCGGACCUCGCGAGGCAAGGACGUCUGAUAACUGGCUGUAUCGCGUAACGAAGGAAGGGUCUCCAAAUGAGGUAAUCGAGGACCUGCAUCGAAAAUUUAACUGCAAUGCUCUCCGUAUCGCCCCGAACGAAUUACACAUAUCGGAUGCCUCGCUAUACAAGAUUGUUUACAGCCAGUCCUCACCGUUCCCCAAGUCCAGCGAUUUCUAUUCCGCUUUCAACAUUCCUCACACCCUGUUGACCGAGACGGAUGCCACCGCUCACAAAGAGCGCCGACGGAUGCUUAACAGCUUGUUUUCUCGAGUCGGAGUUCUGAAGCUCCAGCCUAUAAUCCACGAUAAGCUACGCCUACUUGGAGAUAAGAUUGAUCGACUUCAUAAAGACGGGCCUAUCAAUGUUUAUGAUGCUUUUCGUCUCCUGACAACCGAGGUGGUUAUGCAGUUUGCCUGUGCGAGAUCUGCCGACCUCAUUGGAGAAGAUGCUAACGGCUUUCACUCAUGGUUCUUGGAUGGUUUCGGCUUAGCCUCCCAGAGCAUUUUCGACAUGCAGCACAGCCCAUGGCUGCGGUUUGCCGGGAAUUUAAUGCCGCGGCCAGUUGUGCGGCUCCUUAGUAAGGAGGUUGGGAUGCUCCUAGACAUGAGAGAGUAUGCAGAAAACUCGCUGCGAUACUUCCAGCAAAGACCCGAGCUACCCGACCAUCCAGUUGUUUUUGACAACCUCCGCUCCCUUCCAGAUGUUCGUAGUAUCGACGAGGCGCAGGACAUCAUGGUUGCCGGAGCAGAUACUACGGCUUUCACACUGACUACCGGAACUAUACACAUCCUAAGCAACCCUAAAAUCUAUGAAAAGCUUGUUGAAGCGCUUGAACAAGCAAUCCCCAAGGGAGAAAGCUUCCCUCCUCUUCUAUUGCUCGAGAAAAUCGACUAUUUGAAUGCGAUUGUUAAAGAAUCUCUUCGUAUUGCAUCGGCUGUUCCUGGCAGACUGCCUAGGGUGGUCCCAGACGGCCGCCGCGAGCCGCUGAUCGUUGAUGGAAAAAUCAUCCCCCCGGGCUCAAUUGUCUCGAUUUCUGCCUAUACAAUGCACACGAAAACGGACAUUUGGGGCCCGGACGCUCGUGAGUUCAACCCAGAUCGGUGGCUUAUGCCGGAUGCGAAAGGAUUGGAUCAGUACCUUUGUUCCUUUUCUAAAGGCGCGCGCAUGUGCCUUGGUCAAAAUAUUGCGACGGUAGAGCUUACGGUUGCUUUUGCUUGGAUUUUCCGCCGCUAUCGCUUGUCUUUGCCAGAAGACUUUGAGGCCCCUGCAAAAGUGGAUAGAGUCACCAACACCUACCUUGCACCGGGCGUUAAGGUCAACAUGGUCCCACGGGUUUAA